Molecule: messenger RNA, 892 nt
Organism: Gigantopelta aegis
Lineage: Eukaryota; Metazoa; Mollusca; Gastropoda; Neomphalida; Peltospiridae
Exons: 6
Coding region: 41-892 (283 amino acids)
Cellular component (GO): extracellular region
Molecular function (GO): chitin binding
Source: RefSeq, a predicted model, not a curated record
GUGGCACGAGUCGAGACCGGCGGAAAGCAUCAACAGAGUUAUGAUGACGCUUCCAAGGUUUCUCGGGUUUCGUCUUUUACUUGUGAUGGGACUUCUUCUCUUGUCUUCUUCAUUAAUAAAGGGGGACGGUGACAGCUGCGUGAAUAAGUGUGACUACUUUGACAAGGGCACGCAUCCUCACUGUGGCAACUGUCGCCAGUUCAUCAAGUGCACGUGGGGCAGAACCUAUGCUCUAACCUGCCCCUCCAAUCUACUGUGGGACACCAAGAAGAUCACCUGCAACUAUCCUCACAUGGCGACAUGCAAGUGUGCCGAGUGCGGAAAUCCGGUGGACGAAUAUACGCCUGAACCAAAGACCAGGCCCACAGAAUACCCACAGUACGAGUGCCCCUCGAUGAUGUGCCGCGGUCACGGCACGUCGCUACUGCCGCACUGUUCAGACUGCCGUAAAUUCGUCAGCUGCGUCCACGACAAGCUGGCUGCCAUACAGCUAUGUAAUUAUUAUUACAAGUUUGACGUGUUCGAGAAAAAAUGCAAACCACCACUUGACGCUGUAUGUCUAUCGUACGAGACGCCAGUUCCAACACGUUAUCCAACAAGAGCUCCGACACGAUAUCCAACAAGAGCUCCGACACGUUAUCCAACAAGAGCUCCGACGCGUUAUCCAACACGUUAUCCAACAAGAUAUCCAACAAGAGCUCCGACACGUUAUCCAACAAGAGCUCCGACGCGUUAUCCAACACGUUAUCCAACAAGAUAUCCAACAAGAGCUCCAACACGUUAUCCAACAAGAGCUCCAACACGUUAUCCAACCAGAUAUCCAACAAGAGCUCCAACACGGUAUCCAACAAAAGCUCCGACACCUUAUCCAACCAAAGGCGAGUUUCAAUAA